AUGGUUAAUUCAACUUUGGAGGCUAUGGCUCUUAAACGAAUCCAGAAGGAGUUACUUGCUUUCUCUCAAGAUCCCCCGGCUCAGUGUUCUGCAGGGCCAGUGGCGGAAAAUAUGUUUCAUUGGCAAGCGACUAUAAUGGGGCCCGAAGACAGCCCCUACCAGGGAGGGGUUUUUUUCCUGUCCAUCCACUUUCCGACCAACUAUCCCUUCAGGCCUCCCAAGGUUUCGUUCAUGACCCGAAUUUACCAUCCAAACAUUAGCAAAAAUGGAAGCAUCUGUUUAGAUAUCUUGAAUUCUGAGUGGUCACCUGCACUUACGAUUUCCAAAGUUCUUCUUUCCAUCUGCUCUCUUUUAUGCAAUCCAAACCCAGAGGACCCUCUGGUUCCUGAAAUUGCGAAGGUCUACCGAAAGGAUUUAAGGCAAUAUUGUAGAUUGGCGCGAGAGUGGACCGAAAGAUAUGCAAUGUAA
This is a messenger RNA of Apodemus sylvaticus (European woodmouse), 468 nucleotides long. Its product is annotated as ubiquitin-conjugating enzyme E2 D2-like. Gene Ontology annotation, molecular function: ubiquitin conjugating enzyme activity. The record is from RefSeq and is a predicted model, not a curated record. Bases 1 to 468 code for a protein of 155 amino acids. Gene Ontology annotation, biological process: protein polyubiquitination; ubiquitin-dependent protein catabolic process. Gene Ontology annotation, cellular component: nucleus. The transcript has a single exon. NCBI's taxonomy places the organism in Eukaryota, Metazoa, Chordata, Mammalia, Rodentia, Muridae.